UACACAAAACGUAUACAAGUAGCAGUGAGUAAAUAAUUGUUGACGUAAUGUUGCCGAAUAUCGCAUACUCGCUGACGUUUGAGGGAGUGCUGAAAUUUCUUUAAAAUACUCUUUUUUUUACCAUAAAAAUAAAUUUAACACAUCUAUAUAAACAAGUACUUACGAUUUCUAACAUAACUGACAAUAAAUUUACUGAGAAAAUAAAGCUUGCUACAGGUGGUCACAGUAAUUUCAAGAUGUGUAUUCAGCUUUUACGCUCUUAAGACGAAAAGAAUAGGUGGUACUUGCUAUUGAUCUCUGCGACAGGUUUUCUUGUCUAAAUUUCAACAUACUCAAAUUCACUUUAUCUGAUGAAUUCUGAGAGUGCCCCUAAACUUCACAGAGAACAUUAUGAGUUGGAGCGCACAGUUUUAUCGGACAGCAUGGAAGAUGAAACAUCAAGUCUUAUUAGUGGAUUUGAUGAUAAAAUAUCACAUAUAUCUGAUAGAAACUUUAUGAAAACUCAAAAUCUUAACCUUUUAUCUUCUAAAGCAAUUUAUUGUAUCAUUUUUUGGUAUUUUUUUAGUUUUACCACUCUUUUUUUAAACAAAUAUAUUUUGGCUUAUGAACAAGGAGAUCCGGCACUUCUAGGAUCUGCCCAACUAUUAAUGUGUUCAAUUUGCGGAUAUGCACAUUUAAAGUUUCCAUGCAAUUUGUACAAAAAUGUUGUUUGGGAAAGAACUCCUCCUCGUUUUUUUCGGAACAUGUUUUUGGUAGGAAGUUUAAGGUUUUCAACUUUAAUUUUGGGGCUGAUUGCUUUAUGGUUUGUUCCUGUAUCUUUUGCUGAAACUGUGAAAAGUUCUGCUCCUGUGUUUACAGUAUUUUUGGCAUGGUUGUUGAUGGGAGAAAAAACAAGCUGGCUUGUCUGUCUCUCCCUUUUUCCAAUCAUGGGUGGAUUGGCUUUAUGCAGUGCUAAUGAGCUGAGUUUCAAUACAGCUGGGUUUGCUGCUGCUAUGAUUACUAAUUUAUCUGAAUGUCUCCAAAAUGUUUUUUCAAAGAAGCUCAUUAGUGGAGAUAAAUAUUGCUACAGUCCACCAGAGUUACAGUUUUAUACCAGUGUUGCUUCUAUAUGUGUCCAGAUUCCAACUUUAAUAUUAAUGGUAGAUGUAUCUCUUGUUAGAGCAAAUUUUACGUACAAAAUGCUUCUUCUACUAGUGAUCAAUGGUAUUUCUUUCCAUUGCCAAAGCAUUACAGAAUACUCUUUACUUAGUUACAUAUCUCCAGUGACACACAGUGUUGCGAAUACAGUUAAAAGGGCUCUAUUGAUAUGGCUGUCUGUGAUUACGUUCGGUAACAAAGUAACAUUCCUAGGUGGAUUGGGGACAACUAUCGUAAUUGUCGGAGUUUUUGGUUACAACAAAGCAAAACAAAUCGCUCCUACUGUUUUAGUUCCUUCAAAGAGUAUAAAAGAAGUGCAUUCUAUAUAACACACAUGCCUAUAUUAUUUUGCAUUCUUUUUGUCUGUGAUUUGCAUUUCUUGACCUCAUUUAUUUCCGCAUAUAAUUUAUUCAAUCAAAUAUUAAGUUUAUAUUCUUUAAGUUAUUUUUUUCUUUAUUGUAAAUACUCAUCACUGAAGGAAAAUGGAAUAUGAUUUUUGCAUUAAAAGAAUCCUUAAACUAGGCUUUUUCAUUGUUUUCAAUCACAGAAUGGUGAAUUGUUGAUUUUGCACUUGCUUGUAAUUUGAACUAGAUUUUUUUUUCUUUUCUACUAUUUUUUUCAUGGGUUCAAAGAAAAUAUAUAUUCAGAUUCAAAAUGCAUUGUGCUGUUCUUUUAGAUAUUUAUUUUAUAUAUUAUUUAAGAUUUAGGGCUUAGAAUGUAUGUGCUAAUUUACUUUCUGGAAAAUUCAGAGGUGCAGGUUUUGUGAAGAAAUAUAUAAAACUUCUCCAUAUUCUUUAUUUUAUGCAUUCCAAUUACUUUUCAUCAGCUGACCAUGAUGCAAUAUUUCCAAGAUCCGUUCCAAAAUACUCUGUGUAAUACUCUUUCUAUAAAAAUAUGAGAUUAACUGAAAAAUAAGCAAUUCACUUGUUUGUCAGUAAUCGGUAUUAUCCUUUUCUUUUAUUUGCCAAUAUUGUUUCAUAAGCUUUUUUUUUUUUUUUUUUUUUUGAGAUUUCAACUUUAUGAAGUUCAUUUUAAAAUUCUGAGGAAGAUGUAAGAUUUUUGAUUUAUUAGGGAAUUUAUAAAACUUUUCCAUGUUCUUUAUUUUAUGCAUUCCUGAUGCUUUUUCCUCAGCUAACCAUGAUUCAAAAUUUGCAAGGUCCAUACCAAAAAUACUCUGUGUAAUACUCUUUCUGUAAAAAUAUGGUAACUGGAAAACAUGCAUUUCUUUUGUUUAUCAAUAAUCUGUAUAAUACUUUUCUUCUAUUUCCCAGCAUUGUUUCCUGGGCUUAUAGUUGUCUUUUGAGUUUUCAACUUUAUAAAAUUAUGUUUAAAAUAUAAGACUUUUGAUUUUAUUAGGAAAUAUAUAAAACUUCAUGUUUUUUAUUUUAUGCAUUCCUGUUGCUUUUUCCUCAGCUGACCAUGAUUCAAAAUUUGAAAGGUCCAUUCGAAAAAGGCUUUGUGUAAUACUCUUUCUAUAAAAAUAUGAAAUAAACUCAAAAACAAGCAUUUCACUUAUUUGUCUAUAUUCUCUAUAAUAUUUUUCUUCCAGUUGUCAGUAUUAUUUCCUGUGCUUAUUGUUGUUUGUUUGAGAUUACAACUGUAUUAAAUUCAUUUUCAAAUUCUAAAUAUAAUUUUUUUAAAAAAAUUUUUCUCGAGACAUAUAUAUUAUCGAGACUUUGCAUAUAUAUUAUCGAGACUUUGCAUAUAUUAUCGAGACUAUUAUCGAGACUUUGAUUUUUCACAUUUCUAAACGUUUAGAGAAUAUAUCCAGUUAUUUUAUGCAACUACAAUGAUUGCAUGUAUUAUAUCAAGCAACUGAGUUUGUAGUCUCUCGAUGAUUAUUCUUUUCUCUACAUUGAUCACAAUCUUCCUCUUGUAAUGUGCUAAUCAAUGAAUUGUAACAUGAAAAUACGAAUGAAUUGAAUAUUAUGUAAUGAAUUUAAAUCUGUAAGUUUUUGUAUUAUUAUUUCUUUCUAGUCAUUGAAAUGAAUUUUUGAAAACUUUGUGAAUUCCUUGAUCCUGAAAUGAUAAUUAAAAAAAAAUCUAUUAUUCAUGUAUUUUUGAAACAAAAGUUCUUUCUUUUAACAAAUAUAUUUUUGUUAUCGGUAUGAUAUUUCAGCUACUGUAAAAUAAAGAAAAGUUACUACUUGCUGGAAUAUAACAAUUGAAAAUACCACAUUUUAAUACUUUUUGUGAUUUUAAUCAGUUUUAAAUGGAUCAGAAUGAACUUGUUUUUAGAAUUGUUAAUAAUUAUAAGUCUACAUGCAUGCUCAUUUUAUAUCAGUUUCCAAUGGAGAUUUUUAAAAUUGCUCAUUCUUAAGAAAAUAUAUAAAUGUUUCAUGCAUUUUUAAAUAUUUGAAUAUUGUAAUUUUCCGUUAGGUUUUAUAAAUAAAGCAAUUUAUGAAAACUGGA
Messenger RNA from Argiope bruennichi, 3549 nucleotides. Its product is annotated as solute carrier family 35 member E2B-like. NCBI's taxonomy places the organism in Eukaryota, Metazoa, Arthropoda, Arachnida, Araneae, Araneidae. The transcript has 7 exons. The record is from RefSeq and is a predicted model, not a curated record. The coding region runs from base 351 to 1466 and encodes 371 amino acids. Gene Ontology annotation, cellular component: Golgi apparatus. Gene Ontology annotation, molecular function: antiporter activity.